AUCGGGUAAGUGUUAUUGAUUGUAUCAAACUUUAAGACACCCAUUUCACAUCGAAUUUUGUAUGAUUGGUGGCCACAUGUUGGUGUUGUACUGAGGGGAUAUGGGACUGGAGUCUUCCCGCAAUCUGGACACUGGAUUGCCACCACACAAGCGGCGUUUACCAGCAAAAUCACCAUUGUUAGCAUCACCAUUCUUGAUUCUUCAGAGGAAUGGAGUAUUUCCGGAAAGAUGGUUGUUUUCAACGAAUUGGGUAAUCCAAAAAAGAUGGCGCGAGAUGUUCUUGGGAUGGAAGAGUAGAAUGGAAAACUGCAAUGAGGUCCUUGGGGAUGCAUGGAAACCUGUUAAGAUCCAAAAGCAAAUUGGGACGAUCUCCAUGUUUAUUAUUCCCAAAUCCCAAUAG
This is a messenger RNA of Lactuca saligna, 400 nucleotides long. NCBI's taxonomy places the organism in Eukaryota, Viridiplantae, Streptophyta, Magnoliopsida, Asterales, Asteraceae. The record is from the annotation of a GenBank genome assembly.